Messenger RNA from Anarrhichthys ocellatus (wolf-eel), 2391 nucleotides. It is a transcript of the gene naa38, whose product is annotated as N-alpha-acetyltransferase 38, NatC auxiliary subunit. Bases 1746 to 2084 code for a protein of 112 amino acids. Lineage: Eukaryota; Metazoa; Chordata; Actinopteri; Perciformes; Anarhichadidae. Gene Ontology annotation, cellular component: NatC complex. The transcript has 3 exons. The record is from RefSeq and is a predicted model, not a curated record. Gene Ontology annotation, molecular function: RNA binding.
CCCCGUGUCCAUUUGGCAGGGAGACAUGGCGAGGAUGAGUGGUGAAAAGUGCCUCCCCUGGGUGCUGCGCUGUAGCUAACCCAGAUUUUAUGCAGUGAGACACAGAGGAAGACACCGGCCCCUUGUGCUCCGUUCAGAGCUGAGCCGUCUGAACCGAGGCGACCCGGAGAGCAGAUAAUGCUCAAAUAACGUCACGUAGCGGUGGGCUCGGGAGGGAAAAGUUAGCUUCACAUAUCCCAGCAAAGUGUUUUAAGUGAAAGUGGUGAUGUAUUCUCUGUGUUCAGACUUGCAUGAGCCAGUUAAUAGGUUCCAAAUAUGGCUUCUUCUGCCCUGUGAGACUUGGAGGUUUCAUCAGUGUUUAAUAUGCUUUAGAUUAUUCUCGUUCUAGCUUUGCCUCAACCCCCAUCUCUUUUCUUCUGAUACCAAGUGGCCAAUGUAUCUUACACCAAUUUUUAUGUCUGUAGAAAUGAUUUUCUUUUAUACCGUUUGGUUGGGAAUAAAUGCCUUUCUAUUGUUUUGUCAAAUUCCGUAAUUAUUUAAGACCAUAACACAUUUAGUAUAAAGGUAGAGCAAAUAGCUGCACCACCGCCUUAAUGACAACAAAAAGCCUGCAUGUGUAGUGAGGGUCAACGAAUCAAAGGAAGAAUGCAGUACAGCACAUUCUACUCACCUGCAGCUGUAACAUUGUGACGUCAGGGAGUUGAUUUUCCUCUGACGCGGUCCCGCCUCGUACCAUUAAUCCCUUCACCGCAGGCUCUCCGACGCCAUUGGCCCCAGUCAGUGUGAGAGCUGGGAGGGGGUGGACGUGUGCAGACAAGAUCAAUGUGGGUAGUAGCCUGAGGACACAAGGUGUCAAAAAUACAUGAGUAUCAAGAGAAUACCUCGGAAAUAUUAAUUCUUUGGUUCUUUUGACCAACCAACACUCCUAUAUAUGAAAUGACACAUCUUUUAAGAUCUGUAUCUACCCCUGUUUUAGAGUUUUCCACUCACACAACAAAAAUAAAGGCUUCACAUAUUGCAAUUGGUGAAGUCUGGGCCCUCAUUGUGUCCUAGUGAGACUGUGUAACUUUUUGAAGAAGAAAUAACACAAACUUCCUCUCUUACGAAUGACGAGUUGUAUUGAUGAGCAAUACAUGAAUGCAGCUUUGUAUAGUUAGUUUAAAACACUGAAGGUUUUUGUUGCUAUAGCCUCACUUUGUUAGAUAGCUUGUUAGCUAGAAUUUGACACCUGUAUUGCUCGACACCUGUAACUGUUCAUACAGAAGGAGUUAAUAUAUGGAGUAAAGCUCAUUAUUAUAAUUAUCAGACAAAUAAAACAAGAUGUAAGCUGAUGUCUUUAAAGUAACUGACUCAGGAGAGUCCUGGGAGAUGUAGGGAAAUUCAAUAUGCCAUUAUCCUUGAACUUUUAAAUAUCAUACUUUCUCUGUAUUUCUGCAGACUUGAAGUAUCUUUUAAAAGGUCAUUAAAAGGUCAGGUGUGAGACCUUCUUGCUUUUAAUAGUCUUCCUUAUCUGUUGUUUACUUCCUUUUCUCUGAACUGUCAUAAGCUACCAAUGCAGGUUAACGGUUCACCUAAUUUUACAUUUCCAUGUUAACCCUCAAUGUUAUAUUACAUAACGCUCCGUCAGUAUCGUGUGUCGUUCCCUUUAAAAAAGAAAAAAAACACCGGAUGUGAAGUUUCCGGUUUAGCUGGUCCGUCAGACAAAUUGCUCCGUAAGCAAAUGUAGGGGAAGAAGAAGAAGGGCUAUGGCAACAAUGAUUGAGGAAAAUGGUCCUUCGACACAUGAGCACUCUCACGUGUCCCCGUCGUCUCAGGCCCGGCAGAAACUAGAGGGGCUCCUGAACAAAAACAUGAAGAUCCGCAUGACAGACGGACGGACUCUGGUGGGGCUGUUCCUCUGCACGGACCGAGACUGCAACGUCAUCCUCGGAUCAGCUCAGGAGUUCCUCAAAUCCACAGACACAUUCUCUCAGGGCGAACCCAGAGUCCUGGGCCUGGCCAUGAUCCCCGGUCACCACGUGGUAUCCAUCGAGGUGGAGGCAGACAGUCUGGAGGACACACACGGAUUUGGACCGAACCAUUGAUGAAGGCCCCUUCCUGUCUGUCUCUCAGAGAGGCCGACAUGUGGCUGAGCUCAAAGGAGAGUGGACGUCUUCGUUGGAGGAUGUUAUCGGACACUUCACCUCCUCAAAUGCAGAACUCCCGUGUCAAUAUUCUGGAUUUAGCCAUUUCCUCUAAGCUUGAAGAUGUGUCCGUUGGCAGCGACAGCUGUACAAUACAUGCGUGUAUGAGAAGGUGACGCAAACAGCAGAUCCAUGGAUGUGUGUGGAAAUGUUUCAGUGUACAGAGAACAUCUUUGUUUUAUGUUUAAAAAUACAUUGUUGUAUUUGA